This is a messenger RNA of Amoebophrya sp. A120, 5146 nucleotides long. Lineage: Eukaryota; Dinophyceae; Syndiniales; Amoebophryaceae. The record is from the annotation of a GenBank genome assembly.
UAAGUCGGAUGGGGCGGACACAUCGUCAAAAUUUUUGUCCAGGUUGCUGUGCAUGGGCAACUGACGAGGCCAAUAUGAUGCGAACCCGAGCGACGCCGCACUACAUACUUUCGACGCUUCUCGCAAGGAGUAGGAGAGGACAACAAAGUGAGAGAGAGAGAGAGAGAGAUGAAGAUGAAUUUCGCAUGUGCGAUUCUCGAGGCAUCUUGGCGAUAAAAGAGGAAGAAAAACAAGAAUAACGAUGGAUAUCACGAGGCGCUCGACGUCGAGAACAUAUUGGUUUCUUUGUACAAGCUGAAAGCACAAUCGCAUUCGCAAGAUAGACUUGAUGAGCAGCUACUUCUACCUCUAGCUAUCUCUGCUCUGCAAUGGAAAAAAAAAACUAAGGGAGGAAAAGGCGCACCGAAUUCAUAUUUUCAGUUUCCUGGUGCAGCUUCAGCUGACCCUGAAGAGCAGUUUUGCUGACCGAUAGAAUCCAGCACCUGCACCUUCCAAGAAGAAAUAAGGAACCAACAGAGAUCAUGAAGACCAAAACCGGCGUUUUUACCCCCGGUUGGAUUCUCGCGCCGGUAGUCAAGCUAUGGAACGCGUUUCUGUCUUUUCUUGGAAAGCUUCUGGAGCUCGCUCUUUUUGUCAUCAAGCACCUGAUUCAGCUCGCCUGGAAUGUGGCCUGUUUUCUCUGGGUCCACAAGAACUUGUUCCUUUACGCGGCGCUCUUCUAUUUGAUCUACACCGGGCUGCUCCUCCUUUGGAAUCGGCGCGAGCGCGUGUACAUCGCGAUUCGGGUGCGCAUCCGCAAGACCCAGGCGUAUUUUCGCAAGCAUCCCAACCACAGGUACCUGUUCUAUGCCUAUGUCUUCGCCUGGAUUUAUUGGUGGCUGUUCGUUUCUUGGUACGUCCGGACCUGCGAUCCGAACCUCCUCUGGAACGCCGGCGUGACCAGAAAACCGUACGAGCUGUACCUGCAUCUGGACCACUACUUCGACAACAAUCUGUUGCACAACCCCUACCUGUCCGACCUGGAUAAUCUCGAGACGGCGAAAGCCAAACGCGAUAGCUUUUCCCUGUUUGGAACCAGCGCCAGCGGGGGUUCCUCUGACGGCUCCAGUCCGACUGUCACACAGAUUCUUGUGGACGGCGGCAUUGUGGUGUGUAAACAACGAACCAGCAGUGUGGGAGUGGGAAAGGGAAACAUUUUACCUGGCGGUGGCGGUGGGACAGCUAGCAGUAAUACUUCUCCCAGUCAGAACAAGAAGGAGGAAGACGGUGAAACCACUACGACGACCUCGACAACAUCAACGACGACAACAGCUACAGAUGCGGAAGCUGCGGAAUCAUCCAGCAAAAACCAGGAGGCUAGCGAUAAGGAAAACGAAGACGAGAAAAAAGAGGAGGACAAAGCAGAGGCAUCCGAAGAUGCUGUGGCGUCAAGCAGUGGUGAUGACGAGGAAAAAAAAGACGAAUCAGACUCCGAAGACAAAAAAGGCGAUGAGGAAAAAAAGUCAGAAGAUGAAAAGCCCGCUGAAGUAGGAGUAGAAGAUGCUGAAAAGAAAGACGAGGAAUCCUCUGCUGCUUCCGAUGACGCCGAGAAGAAAGAAGAAAACACGACGGCGAGCGAAGAGAAAAAAGAGGACGAGCCUGCAGUGGCAGAAACUGAAUCGAAAGAAGAAUCUAAUGAAGGGCCGGCUGCUGCCGAUGGCGACAAGCCGGCUGCUGAAGAAGGUGCAGCUGCAACAAGUGCGCUGGAAGUGCAUGUCCACCGAGUGAAGAAACGCCGCCUGCUUCGGCGGGAAAAGAAAACGCAUGAGCACGAGCUCCAGCAUGCCCCAUCAAACGUCGUGUCCGCCAGCUCUCUCCCGUUUUGCGACGAAGUGCCGGGCGCGCGAGCCUCACUUGACCUUGACGGAGAACAGUCCGCGUUCCUGCAGGUGAAUGCCGCGGAGCCCAGCGCCGCCGCGCGCGCGGAGAGCCUGGCUCUCGAGAAGCAGCUGGCGACGGAAUACGAAAACGAGGUGGCGAAGAUGAAGCAGUUGAUGGAAGACACGAUGAAAAUAUCCAGGAAAAAACACCCAUCCCCAUCCAAUUUGUCAUGCAAAACGUGCAUAAAUUCCACUAUUUGUCAUGCAGAAAAUGGAUGGGGAUGGGUGUCUUUUCCUGGAUAGAAAAACCUCGAUGAGACGGCGAAGAAAAAACUGAAAAGGCAAACCGACAACGUGCAGGGCGAACUGGAUCUGGAGCUCGCGCGCGCCAAGCUGCAGCAGGAGAAGCUGAAGGCCCUGGACCACCCUGGCAUGGGGUCGAUCACGGAGAACACCCUGGAGCGGCUGCGCACCGAGCGCGAGACCGCGCGCGGACAGGUGAAGAAGACACUGACCACCAUCGAGCGCAUCAAGGCCGACGCCCGGCUGGAAAACGCGAAGGCCCAGGAAGUGCUGCGCGACGCGGACAAAACCUUGCAGAAGGCCGUGGUGGGAUCGCAGAAAAUGGGCGAAGAGCUCGCGAAGGACUCCGAGGAGGAAAAGACAAGGCACGCCGCCGAAAUGGCGCGGCAGAAGGUGUCCCUGGAAAGCAUGGACGCCGCGCAAGACCGGCAGCGUCUGGCGCUGGACGCGAAGGCGGAGGUGGCGAAGCAGGCGGCCGACCUCGCGUCGGAUGUGAGAAAGCAAGCCGCGGACAAGAUCGCCGUGGACCUGGACAAUUUACAGGACGACUCCGUCGGCGUGCAGAAGGGCCUGGAGGACGUGACCGCGAAGGCGGCCGAGGUGGACCAGCGGGCAAAGCAGAUUGCGGAAGAGGAGAAGCGGGAAAAAUCGAACGAGGCGGAAGAGAACGAAAAGAUCUUGAAGCAGGACAAGGACCUCGUGAGCGCGGCGAAACAGCAGGAGGAGGACGCGCAAAAGAAGGUGGAAGAGGUAGAAAACCAGUUCGAGAAAACCGACGCGGAGCGCAAGAUGAACGCCGCCGCGGCCAUCGCGAGCUUGAUAUCCACAGUAAAUCUCCCGUACUACACGUGGAAAUCGGAAUGCGGUCUCCGCAUGACAAAACUUGGUUUUGACCCUCGACGUUUAGCAUGACCUACUCCAAAUUGCUGAAAUUUGUGAUGCAACUUGUACAUGUAGUACGGGAAAAUUGUAUUGCAUAUUUGACACAGGAAAUCAACAAGCUGAAAGCGGAGAUCAAAUUGCAGUCGAGCGGCACGCGCGCCUACGCGGAGGCGCAGGAGAACCUGAGCAAGCUGGAGGCCGAGCGGGCCGCCGAGCACGAAAGGUCGCGCAGUGUGGACCUGGACGCGCAGGCGCUGGCGUUGCGGGCGGAAGCGGAUCAGCUCCGACAGGUGCGGGACAAGCUGCUGGCGGACGAUGCGGACCGCGCCCAGGCCUUGCAGCGGCGCAGCUCCGAGAGGGCGCUCGAGAAGGUGAACCGCGACGUGGAAAUUCGAGCCGAGGAAAUGGAGAAAGUGCACGACGCCAAGGAAUCCGCCGAGGAGGCGGAGGAAAAUAUCAAACGCCGGCAAGAGGUCGUGGAGCAGGAGAUCGCGGAAAAGGGCAAGGCGGACGACGCGAAAUUCGAGAAGGAGCGCAUCGAGGCCCAGGCGCGCGACGAGUACCUGAAGAAAACCGAAAAGCAGGUGUUGGCCGCGGAAGCCAGCGAUGGCGGCGAAGCAGCAGCCAAGGUCGCAGGGGAGGGAGCACAGAUAAAUGAAAAUGCGCCAGAAGCAUUGCCAGCAGCAAGCAAUGGGAAUACGAAUUCCGAAGAGGAGCAGGCGAAAAAAGACACAGAGGAGAAGGAGAAGUUGGAAAAGGAGAAAAAGCAAGAGGCUGAAAAGGCUGCAAAAGAAAAAAAGGAGGACGACUAUCAAAAUGCAAAAGACGAAAAGGAGCAGGCGGAGAAGGAAGAAAAACAAAGGAAAGAAGAGGAGGAGAAGAAGGCAAGAGAGCAAAAGGAAGCUGAUAGCCACGGCGAAACGCUGGGAAAACUGAAUGACAGUGUGAAGGACGUAGAGCGGGUUUUGGAGGAUAUGAAGUUUCGGCUUGCCGAGCUGAACUCCAAGUCCGACGCAGAGAAGCAGCAAUUGAACCUGGCCGCAGCCCAGCCGGUACUCACAGACGAAUGCACAUCUUCGUCGGUUUGGAGCUUAUCUCGACAUUUUGUAGUGUUUCUAUCGAGUUUACUUCUGCUCGCGAUACUAAUCGUGUCUGUGACGGCCGCGGUCACGGCACUGCGACUGGGGCUUCCGAAACAAGAUUUGGAGCGCCUCCUUCCCAUGGCAACUGCGAACCCAAACUCGAUCAACAGUACCUUCAUGCUUGCACAGGCACGAGAUCAAGGACACCUCCACGACGAACAGGGCGAACAUGUCGGACCGUAGGCAGGUCGAUUUCCACGCGGGCAGUGUAGGCAACGACAUUGCUUUUGCUGGGCAUCGAAAGGACGGAGCCGGCGCGUUUUAAUAAGAAAUGAACAUCUUUCUUGGUCGAGAACUUCCCAGUAUAGAUACUAUUCUUUUCCCUGUAAAAUGUACUGUAGUACAGCUGGACAGUCGACGAAGUUGUAGGUGAGACGACGAUGAAUGUAUGUAAAAAACCAGCAGGAGACGUGCUCCUUCUCCUUGUGAGCAAAUUCUCUUUCGAAAAAGGUAUGGAUCUCUCAGCUUUACCAUGAUGUUGAUGUCGGACUUGUAAUAUGUAGGUGAGAUCCAUCGAUAACGACCCCAAAUCCAAUAAAAGCGAUGCAGAAUAACAAUAAGAAUCCUUUGCCCAGUAGGACUGUGAAAAGCACGGAACGACUCCGCGUCCGUGGUGUACAUGGGCAUGCAUCCGCCUCGCUGGUGUCACAGAGUGGAGUGUGUAAGCAGCAGUAAGUAUCCAUUGCUGCAAAAGCAAUGGAGCCCAGCGAUGUUUCUAGUUGUGCCGAUGUGACGAGAGCAUGCAAGUCGCUGCCGAACGAUCAUCAGUAGCCAUAGCCUCGUCGCCGUAAAAGAUCUUGUUUCACGUACUCAUUCGUUCUUGUAUUCAGUAAGCAUCACGGGCACAGGAAGAUGAGGAUCACCAUAAUUUUCUUGUUGCUGUAGCUAGUACCAUCGCGCACACAGUGCAACUUCGUUGUGCUCCUGAAUUCAGGAAAACGAAAAUAAAUUGAACUUUAC